Molecule: messenger RNA, 1159 nt
Organism: Oldenlandia corymbosa var. corymbosa
Lineage: Eukaryota; Viridiplantae; Streptophyta; Magnoliopsida; Gentianales; Rubiaceae
Source: the annotation of a GenBank genome assembly
GUAAAUUCUAUCAUCACAUUAGUGAACCCUAAAUAUAUACAGUAUAAUAAUAGCCAAUAACUUCGUCCUUGCGCGUUACUUUAUAUUGCCGAAAUUUUUCACUUGCUUUUCCGCCAUUAUCAUCCCUGUCAAGUAAUUGUACAUUGAUUUCCAAAGUACAAUUUGUUCAAUCCAACAAAAUUCUUGUUCGGCAAACCCAAUAUGUAUACCGACGAUGAUGAUGAUGCUAGAGGAAGCAAGGGAUCAAGACGAUCCAAGAUUCCGGACAAGAAGCCACACUUCUUCAAAGUCGUUUUCAACCCUGUUAGCCAAGGCCUUAGGAUUCCGACGUCAUUCAUGGAAGACUAUGCAGACGCUUUCAAGAACAACAAAAAGGUGGUUUUGAAAAUCCCGAAUGGAGAAACAUGGCCGAUUGAACUUCGUGAAACCGAAAUCGGAACUUGGUUCAAAAAGGGAUGGAAAGAAUUCGCUUCCUACUACGAAAUUGAACCCCGGCAAUUUUUGGUGUUCCGGUACGAGGGCAAUUACCAGUUUUAUGUCUUAAUCUUCGACUCAAGCGGUUCAGAGAUUGAAUAUCCAGUCGAAAUGGAUAAUACCGAACCUGAGAAAGACCAAACAACCAGUAAGAAUGAAACCAAGAAGCCUUCCCGCCGAUCGGCUGGUAGGAAGAGAAAAACAACAGGGGUGAAGGAAAAAGGAGUUGAAGGAAAGCGGAGAAAAUCAGGGAACCAGGUGAAAGAAGGUGUCAAUGUAGUUGAAAUCUCGAAGCGGAAAUCGAGAUCAUCACAACAACGAUCUGGCAAGGGAAGAAAAACAGAGAAUGUGAAGAAAGAACCUUCGGAAGAAUGCAAUACAUAUCAAAAGCGUUUAAGACAGGGUGUUAGGGACUUGAACCAACAGAGGAAUUUGAAUUACUCUGCAACUCACGUCUUUAGCCUUUAAGAGACACAUUGGUGCUCGAAAGAAAGAAGUUAAAGGAGGAGGAAGAAGAAGAAGAAUUACAGAAGUCCUGGAAUUAAUGGUUAGAUUGUGGGAAUGUCUUCUGUUUUAUGGAUUGAUUUUUGUCUUUGUAAAAUUGAGAUACUCUGAUUUUGCUGAUUUUUUGUUUCGGGUGUUUACAUUACAUCUGCUUGUUUGAAUUUGGUCUCGUGAUCUCUAA